Molecule: messenger RNA, 633 nt
Organism: Aspergillus alliaceus
Lineage: Eukaryota; Fungi; Ascomycota; Eurotiomycetes; Eurotiales; Aspergillaceae
Exons: 3
Coding region: 1-633 (210 amino acids)
Biological process (GO): acetoin biosynthetic process
Molecular function (GO): acetolactate decarboxylase activity
Source: RefSeq, a predicted model, not a curated record
AUGACAGCCCCGAACGAGAUCUAUCAGUACUCCAUCAUCAGUAGCCUUGCUCAAGGCAUCUGUGCGGAUGGCCUUCCAGUCAUGCAGCUACUCUCGAAAGGGGACCAUGGUCUAGGUGCUCUAGCUGGGCUUGAUGGCGAGGUUACUAUCAUUGACGGUCACGUAUACCAGUUCACCUCAAGCGGAGGUGCGCGCGCGCUUGAGCCCUCCGAUGUCACCCCCUUCCUUACCUCCGUCCAUUGCCAACAUAUUCCUUCUUUUGCGAUUCGGAUCGCCGGCGUUUUCCCUAACAUCAAGUAUCGAGUCGCCCCGCCGCAGACCCAUCCUCGGAAGACCCUGACUGAGGUUGUGAAACGGCAGACAUUUACGAGCGCAUUCAGUGUCGUCGGACUCCAUUUGCAUUUUCUUUCGGAAGAUAAGAAAGCGGGCGGGCAGAUUUUGCAGCUCAAUACUGAGGAUGCGAAUAUCUUAGUUGCUACUAUCAGAAGAUAUAGGGUGCAAUGGCCAGAGACAGAAGGGUUUGAUUCAGAGGUGAUUGUAGAGCCUGACAGGAAUGUUGUUAGCAAAGCCGGAGGGAAUGGGACCUUUUACCAGAGAUGUUUGUUUAUGGGCCACCACCCAAUUACCUAUUAG